This is a messenger RNA of Aureobasidium subglaciale EXF-2481, 1683 nucleotides long. RefSeq lists its product as uncharacterized. NCBI's taxonomy places the organism in Eukaryota, Fungi, Ascomycota, Dothideomycetes, Dothideales, Saccotheciaceae. The coding region runs from base 265 to 1608 and encodes 447 amino acids. The transcript has 6 exons. The record is from RefSeq and is a predicted model, not a curated record.
GUGUGGGCGGGUGUACUUUGGUAAGAAAGUUGCUUUUAUAUCAUGUUUCUCAAACAGCUUGAGUAGUCUGUCAAGACCAACGGUGGCUCCAAAAAUGCCUCGAGACACGUUGGUACCAUUUUGUACGCUGCCGUCUUUGGUAUUGAUCCUGAUGGAUCAACAUCGACGUCGACUAUCGUACAUCAAUCGACCCGUAUCUGGUAGGGAAUCGGAAAUGACUCGGUACACUCACCGCCAUAGCCGACCAAGACUCUCUUCUUGCCCAUGCUGGUGGUACGUGACAAUGUGGUUCGGCUAAAUGACGUCUACGAAAGAUAUACAAUACGAGGACUUGGCGAUGCGAGUGCUUAUACACUCAAAUCCAGUUUGAAUUCAGCUGCUAUAUACUGUGCUAUAAAGAGGGGUCGCAGUCCAGGUAGGACCGGGCAAAAUAGCUUCCUCUUUUGGCUCGCCUAUCACUUCGACCCCGCCUCUAACCAUACCCUUGCCCGAGACUGCCUCCUACCAAGCAUUUAUCGGCAAUCUAUCCAAACAUACAUAAACAGAAUCGUGUCUGAGAGAUCUCAAGCACAGAUUGUCAUUAUGCUUCAAAUCACAUGCAAAGGCUCGCCAUACGAGAUAGGAUAUCAACAUGGCCAACAAGCGAAGAACCAAAUUCAAGGCAGCAUAAACUUCUACACCAAUCUCUUUCAGCAAAACGUCAAACUGUCAUGGCCGAAAGUUCAAGAGACAGCCAUGGAAUUCGAGCCUGUGAUCAAGAAGAACUGGCCUGCGUAUCUAGAGGAGAUGAGAGGCAUAGCAGAAGGAGCCGGCAAAACACUCGCCGAUAUCAUAGCCCUAAACGUACGCACAGAGAUAAACUUUGGUCUCUUCAGCGACGGCUGCACCGCUCUAUCCUGGUUCCACAAAGACUCUAGUAUCCUUGCUCAAAACUGGGAUUGGAUGACAGAACAAAAACAAAACCUCAUCCUCCUCACCAUCGAACAACCCUCCAAACCCGUCAUAAAAAUGGUAACAGAAGCAGGUCUCAUCGGUAAAAUCGGCAUGAAUUCCGCAGGUGUAGGAGUAUGUCUAAACGCCAUUCGAGCAAAAGGCAUGUCAGCCACUCGUAUGCCCUGUCACCUCGGUUUACGCCUAGUACUAGAAAGCACCUCCUGCGCUGACGCCGUGGCAUCUUUGGAAAAAUACGGUAUAGCAUCAUCCUGCCACAUGUUGAUUGCAGAUGCAAGAGGUAGUGUAGGAUUGGAGUGGAGCUAUGCAGAUUUGCAAAAGUUGGAGGUUAAUCAAAGGGGGCAGGUGUUUCAUUCUAAUCAUUAUCUUGUUCCUCAUCCGGGGGUGACGGAUACGGUUUGGUUGGAGGAUAGCAAAUUUAGGAUCAAGAGGAUUCGGGAGAUUUGUGAUGAGUUGGGGGAUGAGCCGACGAUGGGAGAGGUUCAAGCACUUUUCAAGGAUGAGAAGAAUUAUCCUUAUGCUAUUUGCCGGGCGGAGGAGGAAGGUAACCAUUCGGGUACGCUGUUUAACAUCGUCAUGGAUCUGAAAGCGGGAAAGGCUUCGGUGAUAUUGGGAAGACCGUCGACUCCAGAGGGGCUGUAUGAGAUAGAAUUCUAGUGUAUGACUAUGCAUAUUGAGCUACUCUGGAGACGGAAUUGAGCGACCGACAACGAAGAGCAUAAGUUCGAGCUA